UAAUGAUCCACGGCCCAAAGAACUGGCUCUGGCGGUGGUGGCACCGGCACCUGUAAAUCUGCAAUGGGGAAGGGUUUUGGUGGUGAUAAGAAGUUAAAAAAAAAAAAAAGGAUUAGAAGUGAAGAAGAGCAGAUGUUGAUUAUGAAAUGGAAAGCGCUGACAAGAAGAUCACUAUCUGAUGCUUCCCCCUUGAAGAUGAAGCAGUCAUCGUACUAUUAUUAUUCCAAGUUUCUUUCUAAUGCUUUUGGAGAAACAGAGUUGGAAAGCAGCAGGAACGACAUCGAUAUCCCCACUUCAGGAAUCAGCAGGCCCCUCUCCGAAAUCCUUAAACAACUCCACAAGAAGGUCCCCGAUUCCCUCGUCAGGCAACGCCUUGAGGAUGGAUGCUCUGUCAAAUACAUCCCUUGGCAUAUUGUCAACAGGAUUAUGAAUUUACAUGCUCCAGAAUGGUCUGGUGAGGUUCGGAACAUUACUUAUUCCCCCGAUGGCAAGUCUGUUUCUGUUGUUUAUCGUGUCACACUCUACGGGACUGAUGCUGAGAUAUAUAGGGAAUCGAGUGGGACUGCUUCAGUGGAUCAUUCAGGCUAUGGAGAUGCUGUACAAAAGGCAGAAGCAAUGGCAUUUCGUCGAGCUUGUGCACGCUUCGGUCUUGGGCUUCAUCUUUAUCAUGAAGAUAUGUUGUAGCUAACUGGGCUUUGGGAAAUUGUAGCAAAAACUUAACAUGGUUGGGCGAGAGUAGGUCUUUCUUUUAUGUAUCCGUACGCGUUGGAUGUUUGAAGAGCCAGACUGCAAAUUUUCAUC
Ricinus communis (castor bean) is the source of this 801-nucleotide messenger RNA. Its product is annotated as DNA repair RAD52-like protein 1, mitochondrial. Gene Ontology annotation, biological process: double-strand break repair via homologous recombination. Gene Ontology annotation, molecular function: DNA binding. Lineage: Eukaryota; Viridiplantae; Streptophyta; Magnoliopsida; Malpighiales; Euphorbiaceae. The record is from RefSeq and is a predicted model, not a curated record. The transcript is spliced from 4 exons. Bases 64 to 684 code for a protein of 206 amino acids.